CAUCGAAGUCAGUUUGACCACCAAUUCGCCCUGCAUCAUGGCCGCGAGAGUGCUCCUGCAGCGGCGCUCCUUUGCGCCGCUGGCCGCAGCCGCCCUGGGCGGAAUUGCUUUUUCGCCGGCGGUGGUCUUUGCUGAGGCUCCCAAGAGAAAGCCAAUUUACGAUGAAGUCGAGUUCCACUCUCCGCUGCCCGUAGCACCCUCACCACCGGCCGUUCUCCCCAGCCAGCCCAUCAACGACAAUGCCGACGAAGAGCCAGCGUCCCGAGUCCCUACUCCCACCGACCGACUGGCCGUCCAGAUUGGACGCGCGCGCCUGUUCCUCUACGACGUUGCCGUGGCCGCCGAGAACAAGGUCAACCAGACCAUGGAUUCGGCCUUUGACCUGGAGCAGUCCUUCACCCGCACAAUCGCCUCCCUGGCGCCCCCGCGAGAGAGCGGCGAGAAGCUCAUGCCUGGCGGAAUCUACGUCCUGGUCGCUGCCAUGGCAGGCAGCAUCCUGACCAGGAACCGAAGCAUCGUCCUGCGCGCCACCCUCCCCUUCGCCCUCGGCGUCGGUGCCAGCUGGACGGUACUCCCCAUUACCAUGCGCAACGUGUCCGACUUGGCGUGGAAGUACGAGCAGAAAUUCCCCGCCGUGGCCGAGUCUCACAUCAAGCUGCGCGAGGGCAUCCAGAGGGGAAUUCAUUUUGCAAAGGUUCACAGGGAAGUGGGUGUACAGUACGUCGACGACAAGGUCACCAACGUUCGUGAGGCGGUUGAGAACUGGGUUGCGCAGGGAAAGUAAAGCGGGGGGAAAACAUGUGUUAAUUUUAAAAAAGCGAUUGUACCAUCACAUAGAGAUUUUUUUUGUAACCUGUUCUACAUCUCAUUUUGUUCAUAUGAGAGCUUCAAAAAUGGGUCGAGACGAGGCAGAAAAUACAAAAGAGGGGCCGUGGGCUGCAUAAAAUACAUGAGAGAUAGUAAACAGACACACAUAUCAGAAGUAUUCAGAUCUGGUUCA
Trichoderma harzianum CBS 226.95 is the source of this 1000-nucleotide messenger RNA. RefSeq lists its product as hypothetical. Bases 38 to 784 code for a protein of 248 amino acids. The transcript is spliced from 3 exons. Gene Ontology annotation, biological process: cristae formation. The record is from RefSeq and is a predicted model, not a curated record. Gene Ontology annotation, cellular component: MICOS complex; mitochondrial crista junction. NCBI's taxonomy places the organism in Eukaryota, Fungi, Ascomycota, Sordariomycetes, Hypocreales, Hypocreaceae.